GUUCAACUGUAUGUUAAAUUGGCUGUGUGAUGUUUGGUGGAAAUGUAAUGCCUGGGCUCAUUGAUGGAUGAUUACCUUGUUAAAUAAUUAAAACAGGGUAUCGGAUGCCUGGUAUUCCAAUUCACCAGCAGGAUUUUAGGCUGCUCACUAAGUUUUAUUGCUCCACAAUCAAUGUUGUGUAUGCUGAAAUCCCAGAUGGAAAUUUUGUCAUCUUGGGCUAUACAUUUGCAUUGAAAUCUUUCGACCAUAUUAGACACAAAGUUGACUUAACAGUGCAAAUUGUAUUUUGUGGAUAUUUUCUGAGAUUAGAAGGAAGACAAGGACAUUGUUUUUUCGAAUAUAUUUUGAUGAAAGGUGACAUAACAGUGCAUUGUCUUUUUGUAGAAAUUUCGAAAUAUAAGGGUCAGCCCAACAAGUGUGAAGCUGACAUUGGAAACUGAAACCGUUUGGCUUUGAAAGUUUUCUUAUAUUUGAAGAUGUGCUAAAAAGUGAUGUACUUGGGAAUUGUAACAUUUACUCUGGUGAUACAAAACGGCUUUUCCAAACGAUUGCGGCUCAUAUGGUGUAACCGGUGGUCCUUCUAUUGGCAAUUUGUGUAUCCAAAGACAAAUACAGAAAGAGUAAAAAGCCAAAAGGGUUUCCAUGGUGAUGGGGAGACACUUUACUGAUGAUCAUUAGUGGACAACAGCAGCAACAACAUCAUGGAUGAGAUGAGAAAUCUUGUGUUCAAAUCUGCAGAAACGAGCAGCUCAUGUAGUGGUGGUCAGGUGGGAGGCAUGGAGUCCCGCCUGGAGAAGUUCCAGAUCAUCUUCAACAAUCCCACUGCCACCUACCGUGUGGGAGACACUGUUUACGGCUACGGCUGGGUUAUACUGAAGGAGCCCAUAUUUAUACAGAGUGUGUGCCUGGAGGCUGUGGGAGAGGCCAAGGUCGAGUGGAUGACCUCCAGUGACAUCCAGGCAUCCGACGAGGAGGUCUUCAACUACACCACAGUGCUUCCUGUCAAAAGUGAAAAAGACAAUCCAGAAGACCUCCUACACGCUGGUUCUCACUAUUUCCCGUUCGAGUUCACACUUCCGUCAAAGCUACCGUCAUCUUUCAAGGGUCGUCAUGGACGACUGCGCUACUUUGCCCGCCUGACUAUAACCACGCCAGGGGGUCCCCACCACGAGCGCACCAGCAAGUUUGCCGUCAUAUCAAACCUUGACUUGAACAAGGAACCGGACGCCUCGUUACCAGUUGAGAACGACACAUUUGAGGCCAUAGGCUCCUGGUGCUGCAUAUCGGGAACUGUCACGGCUUCCAUCAAACUCGAGAAGAAAGGCUACGCCAUCAAAGAAGCCAUCCCUGUGUGGGCGGAAAUUAAAAAUCUCAGCACGCGAAGAAUAUGCUCCACUCAAGUCUCAUUGAUUCAGAAUGUUACAUAUUACUCGUUUCGGGGCCGCUUUUCGGAGUCAUCGACGUUGGUGACGAUCCACAAGGGUGGGGUGGCCCCCAGGGGUAAGCAGACCUGGCAGAGGGAGCUACUCAGCAUCCCAACCGUGGCCCCCUCUCAUUUGCGGGGCUGCAAGAUCAUUGACAUACAGUACUACCUGGAGUUAAGCAUAAAACCAGCCGGAAUAGCGCGAAAAGUUAAACUUCCACUAGACAUUGUUAUUGGAACGGUACCAGUGAACAAGCUACAAUCGCCCCGCACAUCUUACCAUCCUCUUCCCUCAACAGUCAGCGACAGUGCGUGUCCUUUCCCGUUCUUCGAGAACGUUUCUGAUCAAGUGCUCCUUACUGACAAGCUCGGCCUGCGCAAUAUGAUUCCUACUGCUCCUCCUUGGGAAGAAGACGAUGAUAUCCCCUGAGAGAUUUCAUGGAUCCUUCCAGUCUAGCGAUUCUUUG
This is a messenger RNA of Dreissena polymorpha, 1890 nucleotides long. RefSeq names its product arrestin domain-containing protein 4-like. Bases 702 to 1853 code for a protein of 383 amino acids. Lineage: Eukaryota; Metazoa; Mollusca; Bivalvia; Myida; Dreissenidae. Gene Ontology annotation, cellular component: cytoplasm. The record is from RefSeq and is a predicted model, not a curated record. Gene Ontology annotation, biological process: protein transport. The transcript is spliced from 11 exons.